AUGAAGAACACACCAAAAUUUUUCGAGCAAGCCUUAGUGGCUUUGACGGAAAAAAUAUGUGCUGGAGUUGUACGAAUCGUAUCAAAUAUUACUACCGAAAGAAAUUAUGACGACUUACGACCACUGUUUCCAAACGUACUGUGUAAUCGUCAAAUACGGUUACGGGCCGGAAACGAUAACUGCCCCAGACGGAACAACGCAUGCAACAGAAAUCCGCAGCAGCAAAACGGUCGGCCGGCGAACAGGGGACGUCAGCCGAUUUGGGGGGACCAGGAGGGCCCCCGGUUACCCCCUCUGCGGUUAGUGUUCCGGGAUCCGAGCCUCGCACAACCCGCGGCCCAGCAGACACCUUCCAGGAUACCGGUGCCCUGUCCGUGCCGACCAGAACAGCCCAGGAGACAGGACCGGCCGGUGGACCUGUACGCCGGUUCCAGGUUGCCAGUGCCCAACCGACCCGGUCAGGCUCCGGCGCGGAUACCCAGGAACAACGAUCGGCCAGAACCACAGCCCGGCCCCCCAGCCUGCCCCCCAGCACCGCGGCCCGGCCCCCCGCCCGCCCCUUCGUGUGACCGGCGUGGCACUUACGACGUGCAGCCGCCUCCGUGCGGCGAUCAAAAUUCCCGGAGGCGCAGUUCCAACGCGCAGCCAGAACCGCGUGACAGCUGCGCUCAGGACAUCCGGCGCGGCACUUACGACGUGUCGCAGCCGUUCGCCGCGCCCCAAUGCAGCCGGAGGAGCUCUUGCAACCCGCCGCAGCCACAGCCACAGCCUUACGGUGGUGCGGGGGCCGGCAACACGUCGGGUUCGUUCACGAUGACCGGCACCAUCCGGCUGGACGGGUUCCAGGGACUGUCGCCGGUGAGGCCGCCUGCUCCGCGUGACCGGUCCUCGUCGUGUAGCAGGAUGACCGACGGCGGGAUCAACGCCUUCAUCGACAACCCAGUCAACUUCGACACGGUGGCACCAAGGUCGAUGGCGGUUCCCGGGCAGCCGUACGUGCGCAUCGAUGAGACGGCCGGGAACACGACGCCCGAAAAUUGGCGCCAGAUGAUUGACAACCGCAGCUCGAUUGGCUCGCAAGGGUUGGGCCUGCCGAGUCCCACGUACGACGAUUACCGUGGUUCGCGCGGCUCGUCGAUCGACUCGUCGAGGCUGCAACGGUGGUCGUCGUCCGACCGCCAGUCCCGGCCAUUCGGCCUCGACGAUUCGUUCGCCAUGAGCGGCGCGUCGACGCCUUGCGAUCGCCCGUCCAGGGCCAGGUCCGCGGCAGCCGAUUGCGGCCCGCCGGUCCGCAGGAACCAAUGCAGACGCGACACUUUUGACCGGAACACCCGCUAG
Molecule: messenger RNA, 1338 nt
Organism: Macrosiphum euphorbiae (potato aphid)
Lineage: Eukaryota; Metazoa; Arthropoda; Insecta; Hemiptera; Aphididae
Source: the annotation of a GenBank genome assembly